AUGGACGCAUAUCCCGAAGACUACGUCAAACACAACCUCCCCUUGGUCCUGCUUUCGGGGUUUGAAUCUGAUUCCGAAGAUGGCUCUAACUCAUCUGUUGAAUACCCCCUUCUCCAUGAGAGGGGCCACAAGAUCUUCAGCGAUUUCCCCCUGUUGAGCGGAGCUGUUGCGGAGGAAUUGCGGAGAGUGUUGUUGGAGGAUGAUGGAUCCGACUUGCCUUGGAGAGCGGGCCUAGGCUCAAAUGGGAACUCUGCAGCGCCGCAUAUAGCGUACAGAAUUAAAAGCACUGGCCGAUCCUAUCAACUUCCCCCGCUAAAGGCAGACCCUCCCUCGAUUUCGUCUCCUAGAAGCUCAACUACCGACUCAGAUACCGGUGCCAGCUCUACCACGCCAUUUGUCCUCCACUCGCCCAUCUCUCCCUUAACACCCAGCUCCCCCACAUUUCCAGAUGGCUUGCUUACUCCGCUGUGGGUGACAAAACACCAAGAACUCGUCCCUGCAGCUGUAAUCAACUUCUUUCCAUUAUCCCUGGACCCGAAUAUGAACUCGUUGCGCGACAAUCAACUCAAAAUUGAACUUAAUAGCCUGAAAAAAGAAUGGUCGGAAUCUGGCUUCAAAACGCGGUUCUUGACUGUCUUGAUAUCCGAGGAGGGUGACGGAGGAUACGAGGGUGAAAUUGAUGAUCGCGUGGCAGGCAUUCGGCGAGCAACAAAUCUGGAUCAAAAGUCGAUAUUUGUGAUCCCCCCGGACGCAACAUCAUCCGAGCUCAAAGACUUUGUCAAAUCAUUGUUCUCUCUGCUACAACCCUCGGUCGUGGAAUACUACCGGGACUUAUCCAAACAUGCUCGUCGCAAGCGGAAUCGGAGUAGCAUCCCGCCGCCAACUGCACCUCCCACAACCGGUACAUCUCAAACGCUCUCCCUGCAAGGGUGGAAUGUACGUUAUGAGUUUAAGCUCGGCAUAUUCGCAGAGUUUCGCCAAGAGAUGGAUGCUGCUUGCCGCAGUUACGAGGGUGCAUAUGAAACGUUGUUUGGACAAGAAGUAUUUGAAAACAUCGCAGGCUGGGAUGCUCGUUUCAAUGAUGCGCGUCUGUUGGGUGAUGCUAUUGCGAUUCGAAUCAUCCGCUGUUUGCUUUGGACGGCCCAGACAACUGCGGCGACACGUUUUUGGGUCGAUCACAGGAUUCGAACGAAAGAUAUCGUCUACCGCAGAGGCAAGGGCAGCAAAAAUUAUGGCUGGGAAGCCUGGGAGGCGCGGUGGUCAAUGAUCAUGGCUCAGCUCAUUCGCCGCGCAGAAGCGUCCCCGGGAGUAACUGAAGCUUCAACCAACCAGGCGUCUGACUUGUCAAUCUUCACCAUGCCGGAGAAAUCAAUCUCGGCUGGUGAGCGAGUAAACCCGUGGGAGCAAAUGCAUCAUGAGGGGUAUUGGAUGUACCGCUCAGUCAAGCACUCCAUGACUCGUCGAGCUCUCGCCAUGCAGAUCCCAAAGGAGGACCGGAUUCCCCCUAGCCAAACUCCUGCCUCGCAAAUCGCGAACAAGUCUUACUUAUACGAUACUUAUCUCGCCCCAGAGACUCACGUGGAGAGCCCCGCGUCAGAACAGUCUGGCUUUAAUCAUUCAGAAUUGAUCCUGAACACGAUGAAGUCUGCCCUUGAAGAAUUCUCUAAACGGGAUCAGAAACGACAAGUCGAGAGGCUCAGCCUGGAAAUUGCCGAGGAGUACAUUCGUAUUGGUUUGUGGUCUGAAGGAUACCAGGUCUUGCAACCGCUAUGGGCGACCCUCAGCUGGCGUCGCUCUGGAUGGUGGGCGCUGAUGAAAAGAUUCGGAUGGGCCUUAAGAGAAUGCGCUCUGAACCUGAAAGACAGCGAAACCCUUUUGCGAGUUGACUGGGAGCUGCUCAACAAAGUUUUCCCGCCGAGACCUUCAUGGCAUUACGACAUACAUCGAUCCCUCGAGAGCUACCCCUCCGAGAAGCCCAAGCCUUCUGUUGUUCUCCGGGCCGAGGACGUCAUGACAAGUUUGACUGCAUCCGUCGUCUUCGAAAAAUCCGAGGGCAACGUCGGAGAACCUUUGCAGGCUCAACUCGUCAUUUCAUCAUGUGCUCAAAUGGUAUCUGCUCCGAUUAAGCUUGCCGAGGUGAAGCUUGUCUUCGAGGGGUGUCUUCGUCCAGUGAGACUUCAAUCCAAUCUCAAUAAAGACUCCGACACGACAACCCCCUCCUGCAUCUCAGACAUAUCACUCCGCGAACCUAGUAGCCUAGGCGACCCUAGCAUUCAAUCUCCCACGGCCGCUUUGGCAACACUGGUUGGAAUUGCGGAUUUGACGAUUGGACCUGGUCAGACUAAGAUCUUUAAUCUUGCUUGCAUUCCACGCGAAGCUGGAGAGAGUCUCGUUGCUUCUAUUGCGAUGCUUGUCGACGGGGAGAAGUUCGACCUUGCCUAUGUCAUUACUGAGUACGACCUGCAUGAGUCUUACUGGUGGCAACAGACCAAGAAUGGCCCUUCCCGCAGAAGAGUUGGCAAGGACCGAGAUACCGGCAAAUGCAAGAUCAUGCCGAAGCCCCCAAAGAUUCGCAUCUCGACACCCAAUUUCAAGGAGACUUAUUACACCAAUGAGCGGGUGGCUCUUCGGAUCGGCCUGCACAACGAAGAGGACGAAGGUGCUGAUGUAUCGGCGGAAAUUCGACUCUUCGGUAGCCCCGAAUCUACUACUAAACUUGAAUGGCUUGACGGGAACGAAGGGGAAGAUCCUCUGGAAUCGGGAGCAAGCACCCCGACAGAGGGUGCAUCCCACUUUUUGAAGCGGAACAUCGGUGUUAUGGGGCGGUCUUCAGAUAAAGAUUUCACUAUUGUGUUGGCCGACACUCAGGAUGCUGCGAAGUACACCCUGGAGAUCUCGGCCGUGUAUCACCUUGUAUCUGAUGUCCAGACCCCUAUCAUCAAGACCAUUACAGUUGAUCUUUCAUUCGUGCGACCAUUCGAAGCGAACUAUGAAUUCCUACCUCGCGUCCACCCUCAACCAUGGCCGAGCUUCUUCUCCGUCGGUGAUGACCUGCUUAGCAAAGACUCGGAAUCCACACCGGGUGGAUUAGCGCAGCGAUGGUGCCUUAAUUCGAAGGCUGUAUCGUUUGCCCUGGAGCCUCUUGUCAUUGAAAAGAUGUCUCUGAAGCUUCUCACUGUAGGCGCUGGCUCCGUGUGCAAUGUCGAGUCCGAGGCCCUCAUCAGCCCAGAGACCCCCUACAUCGCCCCCGAAGAGCUACGGGAGUCUAACUUCUUACUGGAUGUUCAGAAGAUGACUCUGGGUGAUCGUCUUGCCACUCCUCUCAAUUUUGCCUUGGAAAUAGACUGGCGUCGGCAUUCGUCUGAUGAUGAAACUUCACCCGAUAUCACCACGAGUAUUCUCGAGAUCCCCCGCUUCGUUGUCCCAAUGGGCGAACCCCGCGUCCUCUGUUCAGCAACCCCCUCCACUACCAUGUCGGGCCUGGUUCAUCUGGAGUACACCCUGGAGAAUCCGUCUACUCAUUUCCUCACAUUCAACUUGAUGAUGGAAGCCAGCGAGCACUUUGCAUUCAGCGGGCCCAAGUCUACGGUUGUCCAGCUCGUGCCGUUGAGCCGUCAUACAGUACGCUACAAUAUCUUGGCCGCAAAACGUGGGCUCUGGCUUCAACCCCAGCUUGUUAUUGUCGACACAUACUUCAAUAAGACUCUUCGCGUUCUUCCAACCGGAGAAAUGCGUGCAGACAAGAAGGGCAUCCUGGUAUGGGUUGACGCGGAAGAUUAA
Messenger RNA from Penicillium atrosanguineum, 3780 nucleotides. RefSeq lists its product as uncharacterized. Bases 1 to 3780 code for a protein of 1259 amino acids. The transcript has 4 exons. The record is from RefSeq and is a predicted model, not a curated record. Lineage: Eukaryota; Fungi; Ascomycota; Eurotiomycetes; Eurotiales; Aspergillaceae.